This is a messenger RNA of Parathielavia appendiculata, 2889 nucleotides long. RefSeq names its product glycoside hydrolase family 92 protein. Gene Ontology annotation, molecular function: peptide-N4-(N-acetyl-beta-glucosaminyl)asparagine amidase activity; carbohydrate binding. The record is from RefSeq and is a predicted model, not a curated record. Gene Ontology annotation, cellular component: cytosol; nucleus. The transcript is spliced from 6 exons. Bases 242 to 2713 code for a protein of 823 amino acids. Gene Ontology annotation, biological process: carbohydrate metabolic process; glycoprotein catabolic process; protein deglycosylation. Lineage: Eukaryota; Fungi; Ascomycota; Sordariomycetes; Sordariales; Chaetomiaceae.
CGCGAAACACGCAAUCUAAGGCCGGGUAUCCGACCUUAAUCUCGGACGGAAUGGACCCUCCCCGGGCAGGUACCAGCCCAGGUGCUCAGGGAGCGUGCUGUUGCCGUCCGUGGCCUGCAUUGAACCAUAUACCCGCGCCAUGAUCAGCCGUGCCCGGACGAGUCCUUGCGCCCAUGGAUAAGAACCUCAGUCGGCCACCAGCAAGCCGUGACCAUCUUCCGUCGCCGCCAGCUUCACAACCAUGGUUCUACUUUCGGUAUCCUGCUGUCUGGCUCUGGCGGCCAAGGUUCUUGCGCGAGACACCUUCGACCCUCUCGCUUAUGUCGACCCGCUGAUUGGCGCCAGCAACGGCGGAAAUGUGUUUCCUGGCGCCUCGUUGCCGUACGGCAUGGCAAAGGCCGUCGCCGACACCAAUAGCGGCAGCAGGCAGGGCGGCUUUACUAUGGACGGCUCCAACGUGACGGGCUUCAGCGUCAUGCACGACAGCGGGACAGGAGGUCAGCCGAGCCUGGGCAACUUUGCCUUGUUCGCCUACACAAACUGCCCCGGUGGCGACAUCAACCGCUGCAUCUUUCCCAAGAGGGCUCGUGCUGCCUUCGGCCGCUUCAGCAACAGCAGCGUUUCUGCAAAGCCUGGCACCUUCGCCAUCACCUUGGACAGUGGCAUACGGGUCGAGAUGACGACGACACAUCACACCUCGCUCUUCAGCUUCGCGUUUCCGAGUGUCGGGCCGGACGAUGAGCCGGCCCAGCCCCUUAUUCUGCAGGAUCUUACCGAUCUCGCCGACUCCAGGCAGGACAACGCCACAGUGACCGUGGAUUCCAGCACGGGACGCAUCACUGGGAGCGCUCGCUUCUUCCCGAGCUUUGGCACAGGUAGCUUUGUCUUGCACUUUUGUACUGACUUCGCCGGCGGAGCCGAUAUCGUGGACAGCGGUAUCUUUGUCAACAGCCGGGCUAGCACUGAGGUCCAUAACUUGACGAUCUCCAGAUCCAUCAAUGGGUAUCCGCUUCCAGGAGGCGCCUUUGUCAGGUUCAACUCGGCCGCCGAACCCAUCCUUGUCCGUACUGCGACCAGCUUCAUCAGCGCUGAGCGAGCCUGUGAGCAUGCCGAAACUGAGAUCCCGGACUUCGAUUUUACGGCCGUUUCCGAGGCUGCUACUGAUGCAUGGAGGGCCAAGAUGAGCCCCAUCAAGGUGUCGACCAACAAGGUAAACGGUUCCAUGUUGAUAAACUUCUACAGCGGCAUUUACCGGACCAUGGUCAACCCGCAAAAUUACACUGGCGAGAACCCGCUGUGGUCAAGCAGUGAGCCGUACUUUGACUCUUUCUACUGCAUCUGGGAUCAAUUUCGGUCUCAGCUCCCACUUCUCACCAUCACAGAUCCCGUUGCCGUGACAGAUAUGGUCCGCUCUCUGAUCGACACGUACCGCCAUCUAGGAUGGCUGCCUGACUGUCGAAUGAGCCUCAACAAGGGUUACACCCAGGGCGGGUCCAAUGCCGAUGUUGUGUUGGCUGAUGCCUACGUCAAGGGGUUGAAAGGGGGGAUCAAUUGGGAUGAUGGGUAUGCUGCUGUGGUCAAGGAUGCCGAGGUCGAACCCUAUGAUUGGUGUUGUGAGGGACGUGGAGGCCUCGACAGCUGGAAGGCGCUCGGGUACAUUCCCGUACAAGAUUUCGACUACAAAGGCUUUGGCACAAUGACGAGAAGUAUCUCGCGGACGCUCGAGUAUGCCUACAACGACUUUUGCAUCGCUCAGAUGGCUUCCAAGCUUGGUAAGACCAUUGACAAGGAGAAGUACAUUGAGUCAAGCGGCAACUGGCAGAACCUCUUCAAGAAAGACCAAGAGUCAGUCUGGUGGAACGGCAGCGACACAGGCUUCGUCGGAUUCUUCCAGCCCAGGUACCUCAACGAAACCUGGGGCUUCCAGGACCCUCUGAAUUGCAGCAAUCUCGAUGCCUACAGCGUCUGUUCCCUGCAAAACACGGGACGCGAGACGUUUGAGAGCAGCAUCUGGGAAUACGGUUUCUUCGUCCCGCACGACCAAGCAACUCUCAUCACCCUGUACGGCGGCCCUUCGGCCUUCACCGCCCGCCUCGAUUACCUCCACGACCGCUCCAUAACAUACAUCGGCAACGAACCCUCCUUCCUAACCGUCUUCCAGUACCACUACGCCGGCCGCCCGGCACUCUCAGCCCUCCGCAGCCACGCCUACAUCCCCUCGUCCUUCUCCCCGACGCCCGCCGGCCUGCCGGGCAACGACGACAGCGGCGCAAUGGGCUCCUUUGUGGCCUUCGCCAUGAUGGGCUUGUUCCCCAACCCAGGCCAGGACGUGUACUUGAUCACGCCGCCGUACUUUGAGCACGUUAACAUCAGGCACCCGCUGACGGGCAAGACGGCGCGGGUGGUCAAUGUCCACUUUGACCCGUCGUACAGGGACGUCUACAUCCAGAGCGCUACCCUCGACGGGGAGGUCUACACCAGGAACUGGAUCGACCACAGCUUCUUCACCGAGGGCAAGGAGCUUGUGCUGACGCUGGGGCGCAACGAGAGCGCAUGGGGAACGAGGGUGGAGGAUUUGCCGCCGAGUCUGGGGCAGUAUGAGGGGUUUGAAAGAGGGAAUGGCUCGUUUAAGAGAGCGGCGGCGGCGAGACUUUGGCGGCGAGAGAGCGGCAAGGCUGGGUUUGCAAUGUUGGGAGACAAGUUUGGCACCUGAGUGUGCUUGUAUAUCCCUAGGCACCUGCAUCUGCGAUGUGAACGACACCACACGCGUGAAAGAAGACUGGCUCCGUUCUGUCAGCCUUAUCUAGCGAAGAUGAAGCUAGAGGCACUCUAUGGGUAUCAAUUAUCAGCCCAAACCCAUGACGCCGUAGUUAACCCUCCUUCCCCCUU